Nomia melanderi (Alkali bee) is the source of this 1088-nucleotide messenger RNA. RefSeq lists its product as uncharacterized. Gene Ontology annotation, biological process: vesicle-mediated transport. The record is from RefSeq and is a predicted model, not a curated record. NCBI's taxonomy places the organism in Eukaryota, Metazoa, Arthropoda, Insecta, Hymenoptera, Halictidae. Gene Ontology annotation, cellular component: membrane.
ACGAGAGUAUAUAUAAAGUAUUUUCUAUUCUUGACAGACUUAAUAGCAUCCUAUAUAAGUCUCUUCGUCUUAUUAGAGCUUGACAAACGUGUAAACAAGAAGCAUGGCGACGUGUCAAGAUGGCUGAUCUUAACAAAGAACUGAAUGAAUAUCUGCUGAGCAAUAAAAAUGAGAAACAGUAUAAAAUUACGGUGCCUUCGGUGACAUUACCGAAAACGAACAUUGGAAAAUGGUUCGGAAGAAGCGGAGAUGAAGACAAAGAAGAAACAGGCUGGAUUCAAGGAGCGCAAAAGGAAUGUUGCCCUAGUAUGACACGUAUGCAAAGGCUGAUUAUGUUCAUUGUAUGUUUUUCCAUGGGUGUACUUUGUUUCUGCUUAUCGGCGAUGUAUAUUCCAGUUUUAUUACUCAAAGCAAGGAAAUUUGCUCUUCUCUACACAUUGGGAAGCGUAUUUUUCCUAUCGAGUUUUUGCUUCCUCCUGGGACCAUUAAGUUACUUGAAAUCAUUAUUUACUGCUGAGAGAAGGUGUUUCACAGUGUCCUAUUUUGCCACUUUAAUUGGAACACUUUAUUUUGCUCUACAUUUACAAUCCACUCCAUUGACAGUACUAUGUGCUGUUUUACAAUUAAUUGCUAUGUUAUCAUUUUUAGUAAGUCACAUACCUGGAGGAACUAAAGGUUUAAUGUUUUUUACAAGGAUGUUCAAGUCCUCUGUGAACUCCACGUUACCUGUAUGAUAUUAUGGUUAUUUAGGUGUCAAAUAUAUACAUGUAAAAGUAAUCUUGUAACUUUACUUUUGCAUUUACAAAAUAUAAAGAUUUUCUAUGUGAAUGAUGACCUACUGAUAAACAUGUUCAAACAUAAAUACAAUAAGAAUAUGUGUAAAAGACUGACACUUUCAAUAUGACAUCAGUGUUCAUUAAAUAAAUUUCUGUUGUAAGGAGGGUUCAAGACUCAAAGAUACUCGUUCAGUUAAAUUAUAAAUAUGAGUUUUGUAUAUAAUGUACUUAUAUGUAUAAAAAAAUUUAUAUUCUUUAUUUUUACAUUUCUGUACAUUUAUAUGAAUGAUGACAGUAUUGUACAAUUGUAGU